Molecule: messenger RNA, 2772 nt
Organism: Colletotrichum aenigma
Lineage: Eukaryota; Fungi; Ascomycota; Sordariomycetes; Glomerellales; Glomerellaceae
Gene: chr3
Product: Chitin synthase regulatory factor 3
Exons: 3
Coding region: 1-2772 (923 amino acids)
Molecular function (GO): protein binding
Source: RefSeq, a predicted model, not a curated record
AUGGCAGGAUACCCGGGACAGCGCCCAUACGGCGGUGGCCCGCCCGCGCCUCGUCCUGGUCCAGGACCCGGCCUCGCGCAACGGGGCCCUCCUCCUCCCCAGCAGUACGACAACUACCAGCAAGACGGCUACGGCUAUGACUACUACGACGACGGUGGCUACGGCCAGGACUACGGCGGAGGGUACCAAGACCAGAACUACGGAAGAGGCCCGCCACCGCCGAAUCAGGGCUACCCGCAACAGGACUACUACGGCGGCGGCCCAGGACCCAAUGGCCCGGGGAGAGGAGGACGUCCGCCGCCACAAAUGGGAAGAGGAGGCCCGAUAGCACGUCCCCCAACAGCCGACGGUGUUCGCGGCGGCUAUCCCCCCGGUCCCUCGGGUCGUGGUGGCCCUGGUGGCCGCGGAGGAUUCCCCAUGGGACGCGGAGGGCGACCUGCUCCGUACGAGCGAUCGGCGAACUCAGACCCUGCGGCGAACCGCCCCCGACCGCAAGAUGGCGGCCCAAUAAGCCCACCUGGCCCCCAGGGCUUUGGCGGCGCCUUCCCCGCGUUCCCUGGACAGGGUCGCAAGACAGACCUCGACGAAGAGCAGGCGAUACUGAAUAAGAUGGCCGGCUUGGAAAUUGCAGCCCAGGGACCACCUCCAAGACAGCCGAAUGGCAGAGGGCCGCCCCCGCGAGGAUAUCCGGAGCCGCGACGUGGCCCCGACCCCGGCUACGGAGGGCCUGACUUCAGAGACGAUGGCUAUGGCCCGCAGGACAACUUCGGCCCCCCGCCUCGGAGUAUGACGAUGCCGGUCAAUGAUCCCAUGCAAAGACGCGCGCCGCCGCAUCGGCAAGACACGUACGCAGGGCCGGGCGGUCAAGGAGGACCUCCUCGUAACGGUGUCCCUCCCCGGCCAUCUACAGCUCAGGGCAACAGACCGCCGCCGCAGCGCAUGCAUCCUCCGAACCCCCCGCUGCCCCUUCAGAACGGAUAUGAUGGAUAUGACGGAGGCCACGAUGGUUAUAGGGACACCAGGGCAUCAUUUGGCGAUGUCUAUGAUGCAUACUAUCAGCCCCCGCGUACGAGCAACGAUUACCGUGGGCCGGGGGGCCCUGGAGGCGCUCCUGACUUCGAUGCGCAGCCUUCACACCGCCCGCGCGGCUCAUUUGAUCAGCACAUGAGACCCGGCAUUGCGGAACAUACUCAGCCGGGUGCUAAGCGCAUGCCGGAAAUGAGCCGCACAAAGUCGCAACCUGAUUUGAGACAAUCGCAGCAAGCCGUUUUCGAGAUGGCCGGUGACGCGCCGCCAAUGCCACCCAUGAAUGGCGGCUACCAACAAGACGCUUACAACGGUCCAACCGGCUGGGAUCAACCACAACAACCUAACCCGCCGCAAAUGGGACGUCCGGGUCUCCCUCAUGGACCGUCUCCAAGUCGCAGCGGUGAUUCACUGCCAUCUCACCCCACUCCAGUUCGCCCUGGUCAUAUGCCCAACUCGAUGGUCAGCAUGAGCGACAAGCCUGCACCUGUCCGCAACUACAACGGCGGAAUGGGCGGACCAAUGCCUCCCGCCGGUCCUGGUGCGAUGCCCCCGCAGCAGAUGGCUCCCCAGCAAGCCAGCACGCCGUCUUUCACGGAAGCUUCGACGCCAGUCACACAGGAGGAGCUCGAGCGCCUGCGCCAGAUCAUCAAGACGAAUCCCAAUGACCAAGAGUCUGCCCUGAGGCUGGCAAAGAGACUCGUGGAGGCGGUCGACGUACUAGCGCCUCACUUGGCUGACCCGAAGAUGAAGGUUCGCGCGCGUGAGAAGUACCUCAUGGAUGCGAACAAGAUUCUCAAGAAGCUAUCGAAUGCCCAAAACCCCGAAUCUAUGUUUUUCUACGCAGAUUGUCUUGGACGCGGACUAUUUGGACAGGAGCCCGACAACAAGGAAGCCUUCACGCUAUACCAGUCGUCAGCCAAGCUUGGACACGCGGCGGCCGCGUACAGGACGGCGGUGUGCUGCGAAAUCGGUCACGAAGAGGGCGGCGGUACGAGGAAAGAUCCCUUAAAGGCGAUUCAGUGGUAUAAGAGAGCUGCAACGCUUGGGGACACGCCAGCCAUGUACAAGGUGGGCAUGAUCCUGCUGAAGGGACUUCUUGGCCAGCCCAAGAAUCCUCGUGAAGCUGUGGGUUGGUUGAAGCGGGCUGCCGAACGCGCCGACGCCGAGAACCCUCACGCUUUGCAUGAGCUCGGCCUACUGUACGAGUCCGCAGCUCCCAAUGACGCCAUUAUCAAGGACGAGGCCUACGCCUUUACUCUCUUCCGACAGGCUGCGGACCUUGGCUACAAAUUCUCGCAGUAUCGACUCGGGUGCGCCUUUGAAUAUGGUCUCAUGGGCUGUCCUAUCGAUCCUCGACAGUCAAUCAUGUGGUACUCUCGCGCCGCGCAGCAGGGCGAGCAUCAGUCCGAGCUGUCGCUCAGUGGAUGGUAUCUUACUGGCAGUGAUAAUGUCCUGCAGCAGAGCGACACGGAGGCAUACUUGUGGGCUCGCAAGGCGGCGAUGGCUGGUUUGGCAAAGGCCGAGUACGCGAUGGGAUACUUUACGGAAGUAGGCAUCGGUGUGCCGGCCAACAUGGAGGACGCGAAGCGGUGGUACUGGAGAGCGGCUGCCCAAGACUUCCCCAAGGCCCGCGAGCGCCUCGAGGACCUCAAGCGCGCUGGCAAGAACGGCCCUCGGCAGCGCGAGCGCAUCUCCCGUAGCAAGAUCGGCAAGCAACAGGAAGGCGAGUGUGUCGUCAUGUAG